AACCACAAAAUGAAUAGCAAAUGUAAAAAUAUUGUUACAACUCCAGGGGGAUCGGACCACCAGGAGUCGUUGGUAGCAGGUGAAUCUGGUGUAAAAACCGGGUCCAACGGAGCGGGCUUGCUACUUUCGUUACCUGUCAACCGCGACAAAUCGGAUGAGGGGGUGUCCAGCAUGGCCCCGGAUUCUGACAAACAUGCUACUGCUGAGACAGACGUGCCUCCGGGUACGCAGCCAAGGGAAAUGUUAUAUAUUAUACAUCAUAGAGUAUGAGAAAAAUUAUGCUUUAAAGUCGAAGACACUAUAUUAAUAAAAAUCAAUGUCGACUUAUUUAAAGGCCCAUGUUACCGGUGAGAACGUAGCUGUAGCUACCAAUCUGACCUUAGCAGACUACAAGCGAAAGCGAUCAUCUUAUGAAGAAGCUGACCUUAAUAAAAAAUUGUCUCGAACCUCAAGAGCCGCACUCGAUAUCCACCAUGUCAUUGUAUGGAAAACCAUGUAUUAAAGGAUCGAUGUACGAACGCGAUGUCACGGAAGACGGUAAUGUCUCCUCGGCUCUUUACGUAAAAAAAGGAAAAUAUGGAAAACCACCAAUUAAAGGAAUGAUGUAUAUACCCGAUUUCAAGGAAGACAGUAAGGUCCCCUGUUCACUACCUAGAGCUGCAGGGAUAAAAAGGAAAAGAGUACAGACUGAUGCUUACAGCGACAGAAAAUUUAAAAAAGAAAAGCAUGAAAAACUUUCCAUCGUGGUUCAACGUAUCAACGUGAUGUCGCGAAAGACGUUUCUAAGUAUCUACAAGACUACAAAGAGAGAUGACACCACUGUCGAUGCAAAAUGUUCAAGAUAUUUGGAAAAAAUUACAUCACAAACAUACUUAUCAUAUUUCAGUUAUCACAGCAACGACGCAGUUGCUAAAAACAUAUGGACAUUGGACACACCAUAUGAACUAGAAAGAGAUCCGAUCGUACAAUACCCACUGCUGCAGGUUCCAGUCAAAACUCAUCGAUUGCCGUCCAGGUAA
Messenger RNA from Acyrthosiphon pisum (pea aphid), 1019 nucleotides. RefSeq lists its product as uncharacterized. NCBI's taxonomy places the organism in Eukaryota, Metazoa, Arthropoda, Insecta, Hemiptera, Aphididae. The record is from RefSeq and is a predicted model, not a curated record. The transcript is spliced from 6 exons. The coding region runs from base 411 to 1019 and encodes 202 amino acids.